Messenger RNA from Notolabrus celidotus (New Zealand spotty), 9041 nucleotides. RefSeq names its product dual specificity phosphatase 3a (gene dusp3a). The record is from RefSeq and is a predicted model, not a curated record. Gene Ontology annotation, biological process: protein dephosphorylation; negative regulation of MAPK cascade. The transcript is spliced from 3 exons. Bases 142 to 807 code for a protein of 221 amino acids. Gene Ontology annotation, cellular component: cytoplasm. Gene Ontology annotation, molecular function: MAP kinase phosphatase activity; protein tyrosine/serine/threonine phosphatase activity. Lineage: Eukaryota; Metazoa; Chordata; Actinopteri; Labriformes; Labridae.
AUCAGACACCUUGUAGACGAGAAGACAACGCGCGCACGACUCACGUGCGAAGGUAAAAUGCAGCUGAACAAUCGGACGAGGCUCGCAAGUCUAAAGCUGACUGUAAUCAACUAACAUUAAAUUAAGAGAAGAAGAAGAGCCAUGAAGAAACACCUGAGUCCUACUAAACAACAACAACAGCAGCAGCAGCAGCAGCAGCAGCAACCACCGGCUGAUGUCCCGGCGUCCAGCGGCGAGGUUACUGUGCAACAACUCAACGAGCUGCUGUCCAACGGGAGCGGCUUCUACAGCUUACCCACACAACACUUCAACGAGGUGUUCCCCAGGAUAUACAUCGGCAACGCGUUUGUCGCCCAGAAUGCAAUGCGUCUGCAGAAACUCGGGGUGACGCACGUCCUGAACGUGGCAGAGGGAACCUCCUUCAUGCACGUCAACACCAGUGUGGAUUUCUACGCCGGCACGGGCAUCACGUACCACGGCAUCCAGGCCAACGACACAGAGAAGUUCCACCUCAGUGCCUUCUUUGAGGAGGGGGCUGAUUUUAUCGACAAGGCCCUAGCACACAAUAACGGCAAAGGAAAGGUUUACGUCCACUGUAGAGAAGGCUACAGCCGCUCGCCCACCAUGGUCGUCGCUUACCUCAUGCUGCGCCAUAAAAUGGACGCCCGGCUGGCCGUGUCCACCGUGAGGCAUAAGAGAGAAAUCGGCCCCAACGACGGCUUCCUUCGCCAACUGUGCCAACUGAACGAGAAGCUGGCCAAGGAGGGCAAGCUGAACGGGGAGGUGGGCAAACUAAAGACCAAAUGAAAGCAGGAAGAGACCCUCUGCCCUCGUCUCCUCCCAUCAUGCCUUUCACAGGUUUUUAGCUGCUCUCAGAGUCCAACCCUACCCUGACCAAACCAGCACCCAUUCUGACAAACAGGGGUAUUCUGAGACACAAACAUACAUGCAUUUAUGUGUAUCGAUAACUCUCCCUCAUGCACACAUUUGAUCUCACACACCCUGUUCUUCUUUCUUCAGUUCACGUCUGUCACUCUGCCAGGAGCGUCCGACAGUCGUCUGUCUGCUCCCACAAAGAGCAUUAAGUCAGAAUUUUAAACAAACACACCCUCUGUACCUUUUUUUAAACUUCACUCCACACAGGUUUAUGUGCAAAAGUCUCGUACCUGAAAAGCUCUGAGUUGUUAUCAUGUUCGAGCUGAGAUACUGAAAGCAUUCCUUCAGUUCCCACAGGUUGAUAAAGGUGAAAACUUUGCCCUGGUUUUUUAAGAUUAUAGCACAAUCAUUCCAUAGUUUUCCACUGCCGGGUAUGUCGCUGAGAAAUUCCAAAUGAACUCUUAGAUACUAAAAGUCACACACGAUGGAGAGAGGAGAUUAAGUCACUUGUGUUACAAAGAAAGUGAAAUGGGAAUAGAUGAGUCCCAAACAUUCCAUGAAAACAGAAAAAACACCCCACAGAGUUUUGUUUCCCCAACUCAAUCCUUCCAUUCCUUUUUCUCUUCUGCCUGUUCGGGCAGAUAUUUGAUGCACAAAGACAGAUUUUUACACUCAAAUGCAAGAUGUAGCUCUAUGUAGCAUUUCAGUCGGCAUCCUCGACUCUCAGGCCUGUAGUUUGACAGCGGCAGAUUGAGAAAAUGCAGCCAGCAGCAAAGGCAGAGCGAAUCAAAAUAUAUAUACUUAGCUACAGAGGCCACUGAUGUAGCAGCUGAUAUAAACAAUGUUCAUCAAGGCUCAGUCUCAGAACCAAUCGUCUGACCACAAUAUACACCCACUAGCCAGCGGUUAGCGAUAGACGACUUCCAGCUAAGGCUUCUUUUCCGUGCGCUGCAUUGUUUACAGUCCAAAAGUAAAGCGAAAAUUCCCCUCCAGAGCAUUCCUCCAAAAUAAAUACUUCCAGUUCAUUAUAACCCCCAGAGAAGUGUCUGUUUAUCUGUUUCUGACGAGUCUCAGUUUCACUGUAAACAGUAGGCCGCACAAAGGCUUCACUCUGGCUUUCUUUAGGGAUAUGAGUCCAAAAAUGAAACCAAUUCUCUUGUGAUUUACUUGCAAUUUAUGAACCAUGAUGAAGCUUUUUAGAGAGUAAAGACUUUGAUUGAAUUCCUUACUAAAUAAUUGGAAUUUGUGACACACCAUCAAGCAGAUUUAUAGCUCAGAGUUUUGAUCGGUAGCUGCGCUUGCAUGCAGAGAUACUAAAUAUUCAUCGUCUAAGAAUUACUCUUCAUACCUCAAACUCGACCUGUUGUUUAGUCUUGUAAGCUAUCUGUGUUUAUUUGGCGGUGGUGCAUGUCCUUCAAAGUACUAUACGACUUUAGCCGCUAGCUAACAGCAAAGCUAAUGACGUUAAGCUAAUGAGGUAUGAUACGUUUUUGAUUUGCGCUUUAUCCUGCGUGUCUUCUAGGGAUGGGCAUUUCAAGCCAAAAUACUAUUUGAUAAUCAUUGGCAUCUAUUCAACGAUUAUUCGAAUAAGCCCCCCCCCCCCAGCCCGCCCACACACACACACACACACACACACACACACACACACACACCUGUCCUAUUAACAGCCCGUUUGUGUGGCAGUCGCGUUAACCAGCAGCAGGACGAAGUGCUGCCAGUAGCGGGCACUGACAGCGUCUGUCUCGAUCUUUAUGGCGGUGUUUCUGUGACUCAACGUGGCGUGUCUGUUUACAUUUUACAGCCAUGCUCAGUCUCUGGAAAUACGUGUGUAGUAGCAUGAAAUUCAGAAACGGAGAAAAUCGCAAUGACUGUCGCUAAUGUUUUCUUCUUCUUUUGCUAUUUAAUGCAGUUAGCAUUCUUCUUCUUCUGUUUGCUAAUGCGGUUUGCUAACAGUUUUAAGAUGCUGUGUAGCCACCGUCUGGCGGGAAUACUGUAUUACAACCAUAGACUGUCAAAAAUAUGGACGUAGUAUCUGUGACGUCACCCAUCUGUUUCUGAAAGCUGUUUUGAAGCCAAUCGGGAGCGGCAGCCAUAUUGCUUCUGUCGAGCCAGUGUGACAUAAAGAGGCGGGCUUUGAGCCUCCUAGCCAACAGCUGCAGUGUUCCUGCAGGUAGCUGUGCCUCUCAUUGGAAGACUAGUAAUCUCAACAUCUUCGAAAUUGCCGAAUUAGAAAAAAAUUCACCCCCCUCACAGUGAGAGGACAUCAAGAAAUGAGCUAUUCAGACUACACUCAUCUUUUGUACCAGACCAAGAUCGUCUUUUUCCCAUUCAUGUGUAUGUGACUUCCGGUACUUCCGGAGCCAGCCUCAAGCGGAUCCUCAAUGAACUGCAGCUUUUAACACUUCCGCAUUGACUCAUAUUUUUAGACCGGAGGUUGCCGCUUGAUUACAACCAGGCACCAGGAAAAACAAUGAAAAAUUGUACUUUUAAAAUGAGAAAAUAUUCAAAGUAACUCUUCGAUUUUUAAUAAGUGAACGAAUAUUCAGAAAUCAUUGCCUAUCCUGAGUGUCUUCAUAAUGAAGGAUGUAAUCAGCUCUGAAGUAACAGAGAUCCAAAACCCAGUAGAUAUAUCAAGAUAUAAAAAAUAAUAGAGGUUUUUCAAUUUUUAAAAAAUGAUGUGCCAUUUAGAUGUCCUUUAUAGUGCUUCAAAGACAAGUACUCUAGAUUUUACGGUUAAUAAAUUGCAAGACUUUAAUCACAGAGUAGUGCUUUCUGCCUGCUUUUGCUCUCCAUACUUACAGUUUUUCCUGCAUGCACCAAAGCCUGCAGAUACCUGAUUGGUCAAUACUGCCGGGACAUCAAACGUCCGUCCUACAAACUGACACUACCACACCCCCCCCCAGACUUUAAUCCAGAUUUCCGCCACAUUAGUUUACAACCAAUCCCACCCCUGUCAAACUAGAGGCCUUUACCUUUAGACCGUCAAGGAUGCCGACCCACCUUCCACAGAGAAAGUUCCAGUCAUCACCAACACCAGAGUCGCCCACUGCCAACUUCCUGACACAGCCACUCGGCCGGUAUCCAGUUCCACUGUUUCAUCAACACAGUCUGUCAGAGGUCCAUACACAACAUGUCAACAUGUGUCACUCCUGAGUGUGUGUGUGUGUCAUAACUUUAUGCACACACACGGGGUCGAAUCACAAAGCCUUUCUUUACAGUAUUAAAGCAUUGCAAUAUAUGUCAAUACCCCAUCAGAUAUAUAGAAUGUACUCACAGCUAAAUAUGAAUAUUCAGGCCGUAGUUGUUACAUAUACAGGUAGGCUAUAAUACAUUUUAAUACACUAUUUAUUACUGGGCAUAACACUGUACACUAGGUUGUCCCACCUCAUUAAAGGCACUAUUUAUUCCUCCUUUGAUAUAUCUGUAUACAUAUGAAUAUAUACAUGUAUACUGUAUAUACAUAUUUAAGUGUUGACAUAUAUGAAUGUAAGAGCAAUGUGUAUAACGUGUAGGUAUCGUCAGUAAGUCUUUAUAUAUCAUGUUAUAUUUGUGUAUGAGCUCCUCCAUACUUUGUUUUCAGUUAAUCACAUGUACAUUGAUAUUUCCAUAUAAUGUACAUGAGACACAAAUAUGUUGUGUGUGAUUGUGAUGCUUCUGAUCACAAUUGUGGAAAACGUUGUUGGGUUUAUUUUAAGCUGAGCAGGGACACCGAGGCAUAAUCAUGGCGUUAAUGAAUGUUUCUGCAGUCUGUAGCUUCCAUGGUAAUCUUGUUUACUCAUAAUAUACAGCAAGAGGCAGGUGGCAGCAGAAGAUGGUUAUUGUUUAUCCUGCGUACAUGUCACCAUGUUCAUGCCAUCAGAAGUCGGCUCUGUAAAUGUUAAUAUAAAAGUUGUUUAUUUGCCUUUGGAAGAAAACGAAGGGACGCUCCAGCAACUCUUUUCGUUUCAAUGCAAUGUUUUAACUGCAAAACUCAACACUGAGGAACUUGCUUUGACCUUGAUCACUUCUAUUCGUACCCACGUAGAGACGACUUUACACUCUCCAGUAGAGGGAGCUGUUUCAGGAUAUGAUUCACAAUAAGGGUGUAGACAGCUGGAAUUUAAUCACAGAGAAUUAACUGUUUUUCCUGCCUGCUAAUACCUGAUUGGUCAACACUGCCGGGACAUCAAAAGUGUAUUCACAAAGAGACGACUUUACACUCUCCAGUAGGGGGAGCUGUUCUAAUGGUGGCAGAUUAGGGAAUUAGUGCUGAAAGUAAGGAUGAGCACUCAGUGAAGAAACCCACCCCACUACGCCCUUCACUGAUAAAUCUAGUACCCUACCCCAUGGCUCCUGAUGUCCCCCAAAGCCUGAGAUAGAAAGGACAGAUGGGGGAGUGAGAGCCAGCACAUCACUGGGGUUAUCAAGUGGGCUCCUCCCUUCACUGAUGUUUCAUUCAGUUCGUCCCACGACACCUCAGAGAGGCUAAACAGCUAACUGUGGUGGCCCAGAGCAACCCCCCUCCAUGCCAGCUCCAGCUGUCAACCAUAUCCACCAGCAGAACACCCCAAUUUACUAACUACAGGACUGUUCUAAUUAGGGAUGUAAGAUAUAUGAUAUAUGAUUCACUUUUCUAAAUUAGGAUGUCAGUAACCUCUUUUAUGUCUUAUGUUUAGAGACGAUAAUUCUAUUUCAAAAAGCCGCAAAAGUACUUCUGCUAAAUCAUAAAGCUAUGAAAGUAAAUGAAAACAGCUAGAACUGAUUUUUACGCUAAAUAAAUGGUUGUCAUAUUACAGUCGUAGACAGCUAGAAAUUGAUCACAGAGAAUUGCCUGCUUUUGCUCUCCAUACGAACAGUUUUUCCUCCAUCCACCAAAGCCCUCUUAUACCUGAUUGGUCAACACUGCCGGGACGUCAAAUGUCUUUUGACGUAGAGAUGACUUUAUACUCUCCAGCAGGGGGAGCUGUUGCAGGACAGUUUUAAUAGGGGCAGAUUAGGGAUGUAAGGAUACACAAUAUGAUUAACAAAAGUAAGAUUUUUUUACAAUUAGGGUGUCAAUAACCUCUUUAUGUCUAAGCUUAAGAGAAUAGAUCUCCUCAUAAGCGUAAUUUGACUUGCUUUUAUUCAGGAUAGUUUACUUCCUGUUUUUAUUUCAAAAAGGUGCAUUAGUACUUCUGCCAAAUCAUAAAGCUAUGAAAGUAAAUGAAAACAGUUAGAACUGAUUUUACGGUAAAUUAAAGGUUGUCGUAUUCCAGUCGUAGACAGCUGGAUUUUUUUUCUGCAUGCACCAAAGCCUGCUAAUACCUGAUUGGUCAACACUGCCGGGACAUCAAAUGUCUCUUCACUUAAAAGUUGCAGAAGUAAAUGAAAACAGCUAAAACAAUGAUCAGCAGAAAAAAGGUUUGAUGUAUUAGCACUGAGGGUAUUACACAACACCGUAAUGCAAUGUGAGAUCCCACUCUAAUAUCGCUCCGCUGAGGGAUCAAUAUCAAAGUACAAAAGCGAGAUGACAGUGGGGCUUCAUUAUGGCAGUGCUGCAAAAUAAAAAGGGUUUCUGUUACCUGCAGAGACAGAGUAAGAGCAUCCACUAGUUUAUUUUUAGCAGAUAGACAUCUUGGGUUAAAAAAGAUGGUCAGCAAGUAUGCUUUCGUAGGUGGGGCGCCCAGGUGUCGUGACGUAUCGAGGGAGAACACUGGGGGUGCAUCCUCAGCUGCAAAAUCUUCACGUGCAGCCACCCGUGUUUGCAAGCCUCUGCUCAGCUCCUGAUGUUAAGAGACGCAGUGACAAACAAGAAAAGCUGUGCCAGAUAUAGAGUUUGUUUUGGUUUCAGUCAAAUGAAAUCGACUUAUGAUAAACUGAAUAUCCAGCAGACUUGGACAGAUCCAAGAUGCCGUCAUCGAUCGGCCAAUCUCCCAAAUACAAUCUGAGAACAUGCAUUGAAAUGUCAAGUGUUGCUGCAGCUUCUGACUCAUGAGGCCACGAUUAAGAGCAAGAGAAUCAGAUAUUUCAGAGGGGGUUGGAAACCAAGGUGAACCGUCUAAAAAACUUGAACGAGUUCUGAUGUCUCUCAGCGGAGACUUCACAAGAUUGCUCUGACUCCCACUUCAUACACACAGGAUGUUCCCAUCCCACUCCCGACCCUGUCAUCCGGUCGUCAUAUACACUUGAAAAUGUUUCAGAUCUGCAGAAAGACAAACACUUGGGUUUUUUUCAUCCUGAGAGCACUGCUUCCUGUUUUUGGUGGCGUCUUUCAAGAUAAAAACAAGUGCAUGAGAACAUUUUCAAGCAGUGCAUGUUUUACACCACAUGAGCAUGAACCCCAAACCACACAACAAUCAAGUUGUCUCCUUUGAAUACAGGCAGAGAGGACCACUUACCUCUGUACCCAAACAUAAACACUAUACCGCCAAAAUACUCUUUAUCAAGUGACCUACUGUGCUCAAAAAAAAAAAAGCCUUUUCUACACGAGUAUGAUCGGCUUUUUUGUCUUUUUAAUGGACUGGGGUUUUAUUCAUACAACUGCUCUACAAUACUGCCCUCCUUCUGAAUACACAAAAAGCAACAAUGAGCUCUAACCUGUUCAGUUUAACUUUGAAUUUGGGUUUUUGGAAGUAAAAGAAUACUUCAAAUCGGUCCAGGAUGAGGGUAUGUACUUAAAGCAUCAACUGCCUACACCAACUUGCUUAUUUAUUCAACUGAAGUCAGUUCUCUUGCAGAGAUAAGGUCUGAUAAUCACUCUGUGGUAGCCCGACUAGCCAUGGUAGAAGUUUUCUGUCACUAUUUACAAAAAACGAUGAACUCUCUCGCCAAAGUCGACCUUAAAAACGAAGCUUCUAUGAUGGCUACAGCUGGCUUCUCACUCUUUAUAUGCAUUGAACAACAGAUAAACACUGCCACCUGCUGUCCAACAAAUCAAGUCCUUGUUUUUUUCCAGCUUUGGUUUCCAUAAAUGAAUAAAAACCCACCACAUGUUUUUAUAAGGAUUUUUUCUUCUUUGUGUGUAAUAUAAAAAACCCUGUAAUAUCUAUUUAAAGCAUUUUUCUUAUUGUUUAAUGAGGUACCAGCAUCAUUUUGGGGGUUAUACUCCAGGUACAGUACAAUGUAUUAUCGAGAAUGUCAUUAAUGUAUAUUGUUAUAUAUACUGAGUAUGUAACACGCACUAAGGCGAUGCUGAAUUGCUGCAUUUUACCGUAAUUAUUGGAAUACUCCAAAAGGACACUGAGAGAGUUACAAAUGAAACAUGGGGUCAAAUUUCUUUAAAAGUGAUGUUUUGUUAACUUUUGUUUGAAUUCUCCUGUUAAGAUGUCUUCUUUUUGGCUUUAUUUGAAUACUUUUGUACAGUAGCAAACAUUUUAAAAGUUCCUAAAAGUGUAUCAAGAUCUUCUUCUCCUGGUUUAACAUUAAGCUGAUUUAAGUACGUCAUUAUCCACGUUGCUUUUGCUGAGUCAGUCUUGGAGCAGACAGUAUUUGUGAGUCAUUAAUGAUAGUUUUUGAAUCACUCAGAGAGAGCCUGCUUUUUUUAUCCAACUGACUCACGUGUCCGGUGUUUGAACUACCUGUGACAAACCUGAGAUGUUAAACCCUCCAUGCUGACAGCUAAGGUCUCACAGCAUCUGGUUGGACUUAUGUGAAUUAUCUGUGAUGUAAUGAACUCAUUACAUGUGAGUGAUCCUCCUGAGUGACUCCAACAAACUGCAAUGACUCACAAACGCUGCCCGGUCCAGGUGAGGCGUCAUCCUGUUUUUCUUGCUCUCUGAUAAAACGGCUUCAAGAAGGAGUUUUAGCACAAGUGAGCCCACUGCCUGACUCCUCCGGGGGUCCAUUCCACAAGUCGACGUCUCGUCUCGCCACCUUCCUUCUUUUCUGCAGAAGUCGCAGAGGACGUUGUUGCGACGCUUCUUGGGUUGUUGUUGUUUUUAUAUCAUCGCCGCCGCCGCCGCCGGCAUCUCUACAAACGCAUCCCACCAGUACGGACACAGCACCCCACCCAAAGCCUUACAGUAAAGAUUGAUUCUUUGAUUGUUUUUCAGUUUGUGUAUCUCACUUCACGCAGCAGGAAGGGACGGCUCCCUUACUGAACGAGACAUUGUUGAAGUGCACUUGAUUUUAAAUUGCAAUGUUAUUUUUCUUACCUUGGAGAAGUCCCGUCUUUCUUAUGUUUGAGAAAUAAAUGGCUGAGGUAUUAA